ACAGUUCCAGCCGCGGACUCGCGUCGCAUUCGUCCACCGACCGUUUCUUCUCGCGGUGCGUGCACGGCGAGCGCGGGUAAUCCCGAGGCUUCGAUCCGAUUUGUAACACGUAAUAUACCGCCACCCUCGACCACCGCUCUGGUCUCCUCCCUGGUCCACCGAUCGCGGGUGAGUGCGUGUCCGGCCGGCGACGUGCGUUGGAGAACACAAUUGGAGAACGGGAGACCCGUCGAAGGAUCGAUCCUCUCGGCCGCGAUGGAGCCGAGCAAUACGGACGACGUGGCACCGGACAGGGUAGCCGAGACUUUCGCCGGCCAGAAGAUACUGGUGACCGGCGGCACGGGUUUCCUCGGAAAAGUGAUGAUCGAAAAGAUGCUGCGGUGCCUGCCCGACGUCGCGCAGAUCUACGUACUCAUCAGAACGAAGAAGGGCAAGGAUCCCAAGCACCGGCUCGACGAAAUAUUCAAUUCCCCGCUCUUCGAGAAAGUCAGGACAGAAAGGGGAUUGCCGGCACUUGACAAAGCGGUAACGGCCAUUAGCGGUGAUGUGACAUUGCCAGAUCUUGGAUUGUCACUGGAGGACAGGAAAAUGCUUAUUGAGAAUGUUACCAUCGUGUAUCACGCAGCGGCUACCGUCAGAUUCGAUGAGCUGUUGAAGAGAGCGGUGCUGCUAAAUACACGUGGCACAAAACUGAUGUUAGAUCUGGCCAAAGAAAUGAAGAAUUUACUUGUGUUCGUUUAUAUCAGCACGGCCUAUUGCCAUCUCGAAGAAAAAAUUUUGCGCGAGAGAACGUAUCCCCCGCCCGCGGAUCCUUACAAAGUGAUCAAAUGCGUCGAAUGGAUGGACGAUGAUGUGGUCGAAGCAAUGACAGACAAAAUCUUGGGCGAAGUGCCUAAUACGUACGCUUUCACGAAGGCCUUAUCGGAAAGUAUCGUCGAAGACAGUAUGCUGCAUAUUCCAUCGAUAAUUAUGAGGCCGAGCAUAGUUAUUCCCAUCUGGAAGGAGCCGUUGCCCGGUUGGACGGACAACAUCAACGGACCGACCGGCCUCCUGAUCGGUGCUGGAAAGGGAGUACUCAGAACGAUGUACUGCAACGAAAAUAGCUACGCCGAUUAUCUACCCGUCGAUAUCGCCGUCAAUGCCAUUCUCCUUGGCACGUGGAAUUAUAUUUAUCACAAGGACCACAAUAGAAGCGUCAUUAAUCUGACGAGUAGUUCCGAGUUCAAGGUCACCUGGGCGGAAAUAAUAAGCCGCGGCCGAAGAAUAAUAAAAAAGAUACCUCUGAACGGAGUCGUCUGGUACCCAGGUGGUAGCAUGAAGAAAUCGCGGCUCAUGCACAAUAUUUGUAUAGUGUUAUUUCACAUGAUCCCGGCUUAUAUCAUCGACGCGUUCAUCUUUCUGGCGGGAUAUAAACCGAUUAUGUGUCGCGUGCAUCGCCGCAUAAAUAAGGGAUUCGAAGUUUUUGAAUAUUACGCAAACCAUCAGUGGGACUUCGAAAACACGUAUGCCGGUUACAUAAGGGAAAAGCUCAACAGCACGGAAUACGACAAGUAUCGAGUUCACGGCAACGAUCUGGUCAUAGACGAUUACUUCGAGGAUUGCAUUCGAGCCGCCAGAAUUUACAUUUUAAACGAACCCCCGGAAACACUGCCGGCCGCUCGUCGACACUUGAGAACUAUGUACUGGGUGGACGUACUCGCGAAGAUACUCUUCUUCCUUUUUAUCAUCUACCUGCUAGCGUCCUGGAGCGAAAGCUUUAAAACGUUGCUCAUAACCGGCGCGACGUAUAUCGCAGAGUUAAUGAAUAUUUUGUAAUUUAAUCAAAUUGAGAGUGUUCUCAUUGACCACGAAAAAGCUUAUCUAAUUCGAUACAAUUAUAUUGAUCGUUCUACUAUUUAAUCUCAAGAACGAGUGGGGAUUAAGUAUAUAGCGGUACCUUGUAGUGCACGCUACAGCCUGUGCACUAGAUACAAAUAAAAAUUUAAAAAACCAUGCGAA
Molecule: messenger RNA, 1998 nt
Organism: Vollenhovia emeryi
Lineage: Eukaryota; Metazoa; Arthropoda; Insecta; Hymenoptera; Formicidae
Product: putative fatty acyl-CoA reductase CG5065
Exons: 9
Coding region: 256-1815 (519 amino acids)
Biological process (GO): long-chain fatty-acyl-CoA metabolic process
Cellular component (GO): peroxisome
Molecular function (GO): alcohol-forming very long-chain fatty acyl-CoA reductase (NADP+) activity
Source: RefSeq, a predicted model, not a curated record